Messenger RNA from Drosophila subobscura, 1390 nucleotides. Its product is annotated as transcription factor Ouib. The record is from RefSeq and is a predicted model, not a curated record. Gene Ontology annotation, cellular component: nucleus. Gene Ontology annotation, molecular function: zinc ion binding. NCBI's taxonomy places the organism in Eukaryota, Metazoa, Arthropoda, Insecta, Diptera, Drosophilidae.
UUCGCGCCUUUUAAGACGGCAACAAACGAUAAACGCGUCUCCCAGUGAAUGUCAGCGCAGCUGCUCCAAUUUACAUGCAACUGCAUUCCAUUAAGUCGCCUUUUACAACAAGCGAGAGCCUCAAAGAUGUUAAUAAAUAUGUGCAGAACCUGCGGCAGGCGCAAUCUCUGUGACCAAAGCAUAAAUCUAUUCGAGCAUGACAACAGGAAAGUGUUGCGGCAUAUUUUCAUGAUUGCUGGAAUUCGGUUGAGAGAUCUGACGAAUGUUCCCGGCUUCAUCUGCCAUUGCUGCCAGUCGGAUCUCAAAAUGGCCAUGACCUUUCGGAAGCUGUGCCUCAAGACCCAGAAACGAUGGCAGCCCAAAAUUGUGAAAGACGAAGAUUCCUCUCUUAGCGAAAUGGAAUGCCAAGCACAGGCAGAACCGUUGAAGGGAAAAAUAAUGAAUUGUAGCAAAGUCAGCACAUUUAUGGAAACUGAUGACGAGCCAAAGGAGCCGGAGGAACCGUUCAUAAUAAUGCUGGAAAGAGCAGCCAACGAGCAAUAUUUUCGGUGUGAACAAAUCGAUGAGAUGGAAGCCAAUAACUUGGACCUGGAUAUCGCCAUAAAAUGCGAGCCAGAGGGAAGUAGCAGCGAAGCGGAACAGCUAACUAGUGAUCCAAUACUAACCAAAAGUAGCCACAAAGUCAAGUCGGAAGACGAACCCUACAUAUGCGAGCUGUGUGGGACGCAUUCCCAUUCAAAGACUGUUUUUGAGCGCCACAUGCGAAAGCACACGGGUGAGCGCCCGUACGGUUGCCUGGAGUGUACCGCAAAGUUUUUCACGGCCGCCGAAUUGCGUUCACAUCAUCGUGUCCACACGGGAGAGCGACCGUUUGCCUGUCGCUAUUGUGAGCGGCGAUAUGUGAGCUACAUGGGCAGAUUGAAGCACGAGAGAAUCCACACCAAUGAGCGCCCUUUUGUCUGCGCCGAGUGCGGCAAGGCAUUCACCAAUUCCUAUAUACUAAAGAACCACAUGCUAGUGCAUACGGGCGAACGACAAUUUCGAUGUGAUCUCUGUGAGCGAUCUUUCCAGCGAAAGACGCAUCUGCGGACGCAUUUCCAAUCAAACACUCACCAGCAGAACCUCGUGAAGCAGCAGCAGCUGGACGGUGUCUUGUGAAGUCCUAUAGAAUAAUUCGUAACACGUACAGCGGUAACCAAAUGGAAUCUUAGUUUAAAAUGAAAAUUGUUUAGCGGUCUUAUUUUGAGCCAGUGUUGCACGGCGGCACCUGUAAAUGUGGGCGAUGGUUUCGGUCAUAAAAAAGAUAGCUAGAAAUAGCCAACAAAUUUUGUAUGACAGAAAAAAAUUACACUUUCUGUCGGAAAAAUAAACGGAUGAUUUCUUAUCGUUC